UACCAAUUUUCUCUUUCGCGCACGGCCACGGCGCCAUGCCGCUCCUCGCCCGCGCACCGCCGCCCCACCACUCACGCCCUCUCCACGCCGCCACCGACGGGCUCCUUCCACGCUCGGCUUCGGCGGGCGAGCCCCGCCGCCGCGUUCCCCUGGCCCCCCGUGCUCGCAUCCGCGUACGUGUCUCCAACUCCGACCCUCCGCAGCAGCAGGUCAACCUCUCCGUGCUCCGCUUCACCCUCGGGAUCCCGGGCCUGGACGAGUCGUACCUCCCGCGGUGGAUAGGCUUCGGCUUCGGCGCGCUCGUCGUCCUCAACCACCUGCUCUCCCCGUCCCCCACGGCCGCGCAGCUGAGGUCCGAGGCUCUGGGGAUGUGCCUGGCCGCGUUCUCGGCGACACUGCCGUUCCUCGGGAGGUUCCUAGAGGGCGCUGAUGCUGCCAGCCGUGUGCCGUUGCCCGGGGGGAGCAGGCAGGUGUUCGUAAUGCCUGAGAACCUGUCAGCGGUGCAGAAGGAGGAUGUGGCCUGGGCGUCUUACGUCCUGCUUCGGAACACAAACACCACAUCUGUGCUCAUGGCAAUUGGGGAUGUGUUUUGUGUACGAGGAUACUGGGAUCCACCUGCAAAUACUUCAAAAUAUGCCAUGAUUGAGUGGUUCAAAAGUCAAAUGCAGCAAGUAGGACUUGUUGAUUUGAGGGAUAAUUUGUACUUUCCUAAUUCCUCGGAUUCUCAGCUUGCGAAGAUUCUACCAGAUGGGAUUCUUUGUGUGUUUGUUCAACCAGUCCUUAGGAGUCCUGAUCUAGCUAAUGGUGAAGCAAAAACUGAAGGUGUCAUCCUGUUAGCCUCCAAUGCAAAUUAUGCAUAUACUGAGAAAGAUAGGGUCUGGAUAAGAACAGUUGCAAACAAAUUUCGAAGUGCCUAGGUCAGUGAUACCUAAGGUAUUCUGACAUCUUCAAACGAGAUAUCCCUUCUUAUUUUCUGCAUUAUAUUCUUUCAGUAUCACUUAAGAAGAUAUUGUGUUUCCUGGACAAGACAAUUUAUCCAUCUCUUUUUUUAUAUAUAUAGAGAACAGCACUGCAUCACUAUUGUUUUUC
This is a messenger RNA of Panicum virgatum (switchgrass), 1089 nucleotides long. RefSeq names its product protein COFACTOR ASSEMBLY OF COMPLEX C SUBUNIT B CCB2, chloroplastic-like. NCBI's taxonomy places the organism in Eukaryota, Viridiplantae, Streptophyta, Magnoliopsida, Poales, Poaceae. Bases 36 to 917 code for a protein of 293 amino acids. The record is from RefSeq and is a predicted model, not a curated record. The transcript has 6 exons. Gene Ontology annotation, biological process: cytochrome b6f complex assembly.